GGUUUUACAUAUUUUAUGAUCAUGCAAUGACAUUCAGACAUUUUAAAGUGUGAAUUAAGAAUCCAAAUACUUUUUGGGGCCACUGUGUCUUUUGAAUCUGUAGGAAAAGAAUGGAUCUGAGAGGUUACUUCAACAGGAUUGGUUUUACUGGCCUACAUGACAAAGCCAACCUGGACACUUUACGCACUAUUCACAAGCUACAUGUUAUGAAUAUUCCUUUUGAGAACCUCAGCAUUCACUGUGGAGAGAAGAACACUAUGGACCUGCCAACCAUAUAUGAUAAAAUAGUCAAGAGCAAACGGGGAGGCUGGUGCUGUGAAAACAAUCUCUUGUUCUCAUGGGUCUUGAGGGAGAUGGGUUACAAAUACACCACACUGGGCUCAAAGGUGUUCAGCAAGUUCAUAAAUGAUUUCUACCCAGUUGAAUCUCAUCUGAUUAAUAUGGUGGAGAUAGAUGGGAAACCUUACAUUGCAGAUGUGAGCUAUGGAGUGUCAUGCCAGAUGUGGCAUCCUUUAGAGAUGAUCUCAGGUAAGGAGCAGCCACAGCCUCCAGGUGUGUUCCGCCUGCUAAAUGACAAAAAGCGAUGGAUUCUAGAGAAGACUGCAUGGAAGCAAUUGGUCCAAGAUGAGGCCUUUGCUAAUUCCAGCCUCCUUGACAAGCGGCUGACGAAAACAAUGUAUUGCUUCACAUUAAAACCACGUGGUAUAGAUAAUUUCAUAGAGAUAUCAGAGUGCCUGCAGACUAGUCCAGACUCUCGGUUUGUGCUCAAAUCCAUUGUCUCCCUUCAGACACCUACAGGCUUCAGAGCUCUGAUUGGCUGGACUUUCAGUGAGGUCACAUUCAAGCCGCAGGAGGACUUAGAAUUGGUGGACAUGAAGGAAAUUCCAGACUGUGACAUAGAAACUUUGCUCAGGGAAAAGUUUAACCUGGUGUUAGUUAAUAAAUUCACACCUAAAAACAACAAGGCUAAUUAUUGCAUGUAGUACUCAAAAGUACUCAUCUGUACUAUGACCCGCUGUUUUAGAUUUAAUAUUAAAUAAAAGUGAGCUACCUAUGCCAAGUUUUGUGAGCAAACAUAUGCAUUAAUAAAGACCAUUUCACCUUUGCCACUGCAAAAGCUGGAGUUUAUGAGCCAGAAGAAGGCCAGAAAUCUAUGCCGAUCAGUUAGCAUCAGAUCAUACUGCCUUUCCUUCAAUGUCUUCAUCAAUUCCACACUUUCAAAUGAGUUUGUGGCAAGGUGAGGUGGUCCUCCUGGGGUGACAAAGGGGCGUGAACUUAUGCGUUCUUAUUUCUAUGGGUUUGACAUUAUUUAUGUUUUGUCAUCAUGGUGACCCUGUACUUAUACAACAUAUUAGCAAAUGUGUUAAUCAGUAAUAUCUAUUUCAGAAUUGUCCCAAGUAUUAUUCUAAGGUCCUUGAUGUCCAUGUUUCCUAAACAAUAGCAUUGUUUUAUUGGUUGCCAGUGUAACCACAUAAUUUCAUAGCUCGGCUAUAAGCUGAGUUAAACAAAGGUGUGAUUCACUGUCUAAUUUAUUCUGUUAAUUUUUGUUAAAGUAGCCUAUGUUUUAUUGAGUAAAGAUGGCCAAUUUUAAACAAUAUAUGUUAGGUAGGCCUAUAUCAGAAAAAGUGUAUACCUACACUUCAAAAAUAUUUUUAAGAUUUACUCAUUGCAAUUCCGUAACACGUUUCAUCUAACUUAACUGUGUAAUCUUUGACAAAAUUAAUUAAU
Messenger RNA from Myxocyprinus asiaticus (Chinese sucker), 1728 nucleotides. Its product is annotated as Arylamine N-acetyltransferase, pineal gland isozyme NAT-10. Gene Ontology annotation, molecular function: acetyltransferase activity. The coding region runs from base 111 to 983 and encodes 290 amino acids. The record is from RefSeq and is a predicted model, not a curated record. NCBI's taxonomy places the organism in Eukaryota, Metazoa, Chordata, Actinopteri, Cypriniformes, Catostomidae. The transcript is spliced from 2 exons.